CUUCCCAACCUCAGCUUCGGAGCUGGCUUACAAGCUGAGCUUCGGUUAUUGUUCGAAUCCUCUACUCUUGAGAGAGAGAGAGAGAGAGAGAGAGAGUCUCAACCCCGUUAAACCGUCCAAGUGUUCAAACUCGAUGGCCUUCUGAUCAAGAACCCUAAAGCCCCUCUUUCUUGAUUUCGAUGCAAUAGAAAUUGAAUUCUUGAUCAACAAAGAUCGUCGUUGAUUUAGGGCUUGAUCCGUCUGUUUAUUGGCUCUGAAGGUUAAUUCCUCUCAAUUUCGGAUUGGUUUUCUUUGACCUGGAAUAAUGGCGUUGAGCAAUUGGGAAGCAGAUAAGAUGCUUGAUGUGUACAUUUAUGAUUAUUUGGUGAAGAAAAAAUUGCAUGCAACCGCAAAGUCAUUCAUGACUGAAGGAAAAGUUGCCCCGGAUCCAGUAGCCAUCGAUGCUCCCGGGGGGUUUCUUUUUGAAUGGUGGUCUGUCUUUUGGGACAUCUUUAUUGCGAGAACAAAUGAUAAACAUUCUGAGGCUGCUGCAGCAUACAUAGAGGCACAACAAAUCAAAGCAAAAGAGCAACAUCAGCUGCAAAUGCAGCAGUUUCAACUUAUGCGUCAAGCUCAGUUGCAACGAAGGGAUCCUAAUCAUCCUCCCCUUGGUGGUCAGCUAAAUUCUAUUGGAUCUGAAGGAAUGCUUGGGCAAUCUACUGCUACUGCAUUGGCAGCUAAAAUGUACGAGGAACGUAUGAAACACCCUAAUCAAAUGGACUCAGAUACAUCCCAACCCCUCAUUGAUGCUAGGAUGGCCCUUCGACAAUCAGCAAACCAUCCUGGUCAGUUGGUCCAAGGAAACACUGGUAGUGUAAAUGCAGCAUUCCAACAAAUUCAGGCCCGAAAUCAACAGAACCCUGAAAUCAAAAGUGAGAUGAGCACUGCUCAGAGAUCUUUGCCUAUGGAUCCUUCAUCACUCUAUGGGCAGAGCAUGAUGCAGUCAAAACCUGGCAUAGGGAAUGCAGGAUUGAACCCAGGAGUCAGUGGUCUUCCUUUAAAGGGGUGGCCCUUAACUGGCAUUGACCAAUUUCGGCCAGGUUUAGGUCCACAAGUUCAAAAGCCAUUCUUACAAAACCCAAGUCAGUUUCAGCUCCUGCCACAACAACAGCAACAGCAACUGUUGUCACAAGUCCAAGCACAAGGCAAUCUUUCUAGUUCGACUAUCUAUGGUGAUAUGGAUCCUCAAAGGUUUAGGGGGUUGGCUAGGGGAACUCCAAAUUCUAAAGAUGGCCAACCAGUUGCAAAUGAUGGAUCUAUAGGUUCUCCGAUGCAGUCGACUUCAUCAAAGAUGAACACGCCACAAAUGCAACAAUCUUCUUCUCAGCAACAACAGGACCCUUUGCAGCCCCAGCAAGUACAACAGACUAAUCGAAAAAGGAAAGGACCUUCAUCUUCUGGACCUGCUAACAGCACUGGUACUGGAAAUACAGUUGGUCCUUCACCUAACUCUCAACCAUCUACUCCAUCGAUUCAUACCCCUGGUGAUGUAGGAGGAAUGGGAAGUAAUAUCCAGAAUGUUAGUAGCAUGUCAAAAGGUUUGAUGAUGUAUGGUGCAGAUGGAACAGGUGGUCUUGCAUUGUCAACAAAUCAACUGGACGAUAUAGAACAGUUUGGUGAUGUUGGCUCCUUAGAAGACAAUGUGGAAUCUUUUUUAUCACAUGAUGAUGGAGAUGGAAGGGAUUUGUUUGGUUCAUUGAAACGGAACCCAGAACAUGCAGCUGAAGCGGCAAAGGGUUUUUCCUUCAAUGAAGUUGGUUCAAUACGCAAAAGUAAUAGUAAGGUUGUCUGCUGCCAUUUCUCUUCAGAUGGGAAGUUGUUGGCCAGUGCUGGACAUGAUAAGAAGGUUGUUCUUUGGAACAUGGAGACAUUGCAAACUGAGAGCCUUUCGGAGGACCACACUCAGAUAAUAACAGAUGUUCGGUUUAGACCAAAUUCAACACAGCUGGCAACAUCUUCAUUUGAUGCAACAUUGCGACUUUGGGAUGCUGCCAAGCCAAGCUUUGGCUCACAGGUGUAUGCUGGGCAUACCUCACAGGUGAUGUCACUUGAUUUUCACCCCAUGGAGAUGGACCUUUUCUGCUCUUGUGAUGCCAACAAUGAGAUCCGCUUUUGGAGGAUCAGUCAGCUUAAUUGCACUCGUGUUUCCAAGGGUGCUUCAGCACAGGUAAGAUUUCAGCCAAGAAUUGGUCAAUUAAUGGCCGCAGCGGCUGGGAAUAUUUUGUCUGUCUUUGAUGUUGAGAAGGACAGACGGACACAUGCAUUUCAGGGUCACUCCACAGAGAUACACUCUGUUUGUUGGGAUACAAAUGGAGAUCUUUUGGCAUCUGCGAGUCAAGAUUCUGUCAGAGUGUGGUCAUUAGCCUCUGGAGAGUGCAUUCAUGAGAACAGUUCCAGUGGAAACAUGUUCCAUUCUUGUGUUUUCCAUCCUGGCUACUCAACUCUUCUGGUCAUUGGAGGAUACCAGACAUUGGAGCUGUGGAACUUGACUGAGAAUAAACGUAUGACAAUUGCAGCUCAUGAGUGUGUUAUAUCAGCAUUAGCACAGUCACCAAGGACAGGGAUGGUUGCCUCGGCUAGUUAUGACAAAUCUGUUAAAAUUUGGAAAUAAACUCUUCCUGACUUUCGACUUCAACCCUCCAGUUUCAAGUCUACUGGCCCUUUCAUUCUCCACUGCAGGAAAACUCUUUGAAUAAAAGAAGAAACAUAAGAGUGAAAGCUUACCUUGUAUUUAAAAUUUGAUCUAAUAUUUGUUUUUAUAAUUUUUCAUUAUUUACUUCAUAUGUAAUAAGAGAGGGUGUUGGGUUUCUUGGUUUAAGGUGGUGGUUUAAGUUUCAAGUUUGGCUGUUAUGAAAUUAUAAGUUUAUGCUACCAUGUCAAAUCUGUAAAGGUCUUUUUGCCC
Messenger RNA from Ziziphus jujuba (common jujube), 2941 nucleotides. Its product is annotated as transcriptional corepressor LEUNIG_HOMOLOG. The transcript is spliced from 19 exons. Lineage: Eukaryota; Viridiplantae; Streptophyta; Magnoliopsida; Rosales; Rhamnaceae. The record is from RefSeq and is a predicted model, not a curated record. The coding region runs from base 305 to 2650 and encodes 781 amino acids. Gene Ontology annotation, molecular function: protein binding; transcription corepressor activity.